CACGGGCUCGUCCACAGUCCUGGAGCUUGAGAUUCACCAUCCACUCAUGCAACCACAAGCAAAGGGAGACAUUGGUGCUCCGAGGGGAAAAUACGCUUUUACUUUUUAAUUUUUCUUUUUAGUUUGGCACGGAAUGAGCUGAACGGAUCCGGAGGCUGCUACAGUGCGUUUGGACGUGUGGACGACUCCAGUGGCAUGGUGUGCUGAAACAGAGACCCCAGCAAGCACUGAGACAGAGGUUACCCUGUGCAUCAUGUUUGAAUGCCGAUAAUCAAUUAGAAAUAUAUAUGACUGUGCUACUGCAUUACCUAUAGCCUCGCCGGGCUGUAGCCACUCUCCUUUUACUGCUGAAGCCCGUCUGAAGCGGACACCGUGCUGAGGGUGCAGCUCAACGGACAAUCGCACCCGGACCAUUGGAGGGGUUCGGAUGAGGUGGUUGCUCGGGCUUUUAGGUUUUAGAAAUCCAGCCAACUUUUCCUCUAUUCCUUUCUAACAGCAGUGCCGCCGAGCAUUGCUCAGGAGAUGGCGAUGAGGUUGUUCUACUUGGGAUGUAUACUCUGCUUGGAGAUCAUAUCUCCUAACGGUGCAACCGUAGUUGAUGACCCGCCGAAGACCUGCAGCCCUAAGCAGUUUGUAUGUAAAGACCAGGUGACCUGUAUCUCCAAAGGCUGGCGCUGCGAUGGGGAGAAAGACUGCCCAGAUGGCUCAGACGAAUCCCCAGAUAUCUGCUCUCACAACAGGGUGAGCCAGUGUCCUGUCAAUGAACACGGUUGCCUCGCCCCAGAUGUGUGUAUCCAUAUGAGCAAACUGUGCGAUGGAGUCCCCGAGUGCCCUGACGGCUGGGACGAGGGCCCUCACUGUAGAGAGCGGGCACUAGACUGUGCCUCCAGUGGGUGCCAGUUUCACUGUGCUGUGACUCAUGAUGGGCCUCUGUGCUACUGUAGCAACGGCUAUGAGGUCGCUGCAGAUGGAAAGACGUGUAAAGAUUUCAAUGAGUGCAAUGUGUACGGGACGUGCAGUCAGACGUGCAUGAACACUAAUGGCUCCUACAUCUGCAGCUGUGUCGAGGGCUACCUGGUGCAGCCUGACAACCGCUCCUGCAAAGCCAAAAAUGACCCAGUGGAUCGUCUGCCUAUGCUGCUGAUUGCUAACCUCAAUGACAUCCGCUGCACUUCUCUGAGUGGAUCCACGUCCCGGCUGCCCUCCAUUGCCACCAAGCAGACCAUGGCUAUGGACUUUAUCUAUGCCGAGGAGACCGUGUGCUGGAUAGACGUCGGUGACACCCCUGCUGCCACCCAGCUGAAGUGUGCCAGCAUCCCUGACCUCAAGAGUGUCAUCAACAUCCGCACCAUCAACAUUUCCCUCAGCCUGCAUCAUGUGGAGAAGAUGGCUAUCGAUUGGCUGACCGGAAACUUCUACUUUGUGGAUGACGUGGACGACCGGGUGUUUGUCUGCAACAAGAACGGCCAGACAUGUGUGACCCUGCUGGACCAAGAGCUGUACAACCCUAAAGGCAUCGCGUUGGACCCGGCAAUGGGCAAAGUGUUCUUCACAGACUACGGGUCUACGCCCAGGGUGGAGCGCUGUGACAUGGAUGGCCAGAACCGCACAAAGCUGGUGGACACCAAGAUCGUCUUCCCUCAUGGCAUCACACUGGACCUGGUCAACCGGCUGGUGUACUGGGCUGAUGCCUACCUGGACUACAUCGAAGUGGUCGAUUACGAGGGAAAGAACCGACACACCAUCAUCCAGGGCCUGCUGAUUGAGCACCUGUACGGGCUGACUGUAUUUGAGAACUACCUGUAUGCCACUAACUCAGACGAAAGCCACCUCAACUCAAAGACCAGUGUGAUCCGAGUGAACCGCUUCAACAGCUCCGACUUCCAAGUGGUGACCCGGGUCGAUCGGGGGACCGCGCUGCACGUGUACCACCAGAGGCGCCAACCCCAAGUGCGCAGCCAUGCGUGUGCCCUGGAUCAGUUUGGGAAGGCUGGAGGUUGCUCUGAUAUCUGUCUGCUGAGCAACAGCCACAAAACCCGUACAUGCCGCUGUCGCUCUGGAUUCAGCCUGGGCAGCGAUGGAAAGUCCUGCAAGAAACCAGACCAUGAGUUGUUCUUGGUGUACGGUAAAGGUCGUCCUGGAAUCAUCAGAGGCAUGGACAUGAACGCUAAGGUGCCUGAUGAGUACAUGAUUCCCAUUGAGAACCUCAUGAACCCUCGAGCUCUGGAUUUCCACGCACUUAGUGAAUACAUCUACUUUGCUGAUGCCACCAGCUACAUUAUUGGCCGGCAGAAGAUAGAUGGCACAGAGAGAGACACUAUACUCAAAGAAGGUAUUCACACAGUAGAGGGGAUAGCAGUAGACUGGAUGGGAGGUAAUCUCUACUGGACAGAUGAUGGGCCUAAAAAGACUAUCAGCGUUGCCAGGCUGGAGAAGGCUUCUCAGACCCGCAAGACGCUCAUUGAGGGAAAGAUGAGCCAUCCUCGUGCCAUUGUGGUGGACCCCCAGAAUGGAUGGAUGUACUGGACUGACUGGGAGGAGGACCCCACAGAGAGCAACAGAGGAAAGAUCAAGAAAGCUUGGAUGGAUGGUUCACAUCACCAAGUUUUCCUGACGAGCAAGACGGUGCUGUGGCCCAAUGGCCUGAGUCUGGACAUUCCCCAGGGCAUCCUGUACUGGGUGGAUGCUUAUUACGACCGUAUUGAGUUGGUUUACCUCAACACCACUGAGAGAAAGGUGGUGUACGAGGGACAGGAGCUUAACCACGCCUUUGGAUUAUGUCAUUACAAACAAUUUCUUUUUUGGAAUGAGUACCGUGGCGGCAGCAUCUACAAACUGGACCAAGUCACUAAGACCGUCACCCUCCUCCGCAACGAGAGGCCCCCUAUCUUUGAGAUAAGAGUGUAUGAUGCACACCAGCAGCAAGGUUCCAAUAAGUGUCGAAUUAACAACGGUGGCUGCAGCAGUCUGUGCCUUGCUAUUCCCGACGGCAGGUCCUGUGGCUGUGCUGACGAUCAAAUCCUGGAUGGAGAUAAUGUCACCUGCGGAGCCAACCCCUCCUACGUGCCCCCGCCUCAGUGCCAGCCCGGGGAGUUUGCCUGCAAGAACAACCGCUGCAUCCAAGAGCGCUGGAAGUGUGACGGGGACAACGAUUGUCUGGACAACAGCGAUGAGGCCCAUGAUCUCUGCCACCAGCACACCUGCCCAGCUGACCGAUUCAAAUGCCAGAACAACCGCUGUAUCCCCCUGCGAUGGCUCUGCGAUGGAGACAAUGACUGCGGCAAUGAUGAAGAUGAAUCCAACACCACCUGCUCUGCUCGCACAUGCCCACCAAACCAGUACCCUUGUGCUAGUGGGCGCUGCAUCCCCAUUUCCUGGACAUGUGACCUGGACGACGACUGUGGAGACCGCUCAGAUGAACCAGACUCCUGUGCCUACCCAACCUGCUUCCCUCUGACUCAGUUCACCUGCGCCAAUGGCCGCUGCAUCAACAUCAACUGGCGCUGUGACAACGACAAUGACUGUGGGGAUAACAGCGAUGAAGCCGGCUGCAGCCAUUCCUGCUCAAGCGUCCAAUUCAAGUGUAACAGUGGCCGCUGCAUCCCAGAAUACUGGACCUGUGACGGCGACAAUGACUGUGGAGACUACAGUGAUGAGACUCAUGCCAACUGUACCAACCAGGCUACCCGUCCACCAGGUGGCUGCCAUGUAGACGAGUUCCAGUGUCGGAUGGACGGCCUGUGCAUUCCCAUGCGCUGGCGCUGUGAUGGAGACACAGACUGUAUGGACCUGAGUGAUGAGAACAACUGCGAGGGUGUGACCCACAUGUGUGACCCAGCAGUCAAGUUCAGCUGCAGGGACUCUGCUCGUUGCAUCAGCAAGGCAUGGGUGUGUGAUGGUGACAGUGACUGUGAGGACAACUCUGAUGAGGACAACUGCGAGGCGUUGGCGUGCAAGUUGUCUCACCACAUGUGUGCUACCAACGACUCCAUCUGUCUGCCUGCUGAGAAGCUUUGUGACGGCACUGACGAUUGUCCGGACGGCUCUGACGAGAAACUAUGUGACUUGUGCUCACUAGACAACGGUGGCUGCAGCCACAACUGCAGCAUCAUUCCUGGGGAGGGCUUCAUGUGCUCGUGUCCCCUGGGCAUGGAGCUGGGAGCCGACAACAAGACCUGCCAGAUCCAGAGCUUCUGCGCUAAACACCUCAAGUGUAGCCAGAAGUGCGAGCAGGAGAAAUCCAGUGUCAAGUGCUCCUGCUACGAGGGCUGGGAGCUGGAGGCGGACAUGGAGAGCUGCAAAAGCACUGAUCCCUUCAAGCCUUUUAUCAUCUUCUCCAACCGCCAUGAGAUCAGAAGGAUUGAUCUUCACAAGGGGGAGUUCAGUGUGCUGGUGCCAGGGCUCAGGAACACCAUCGCUCUGGACUUUCAUCUCAACGAGAGCACUCUGUACUGGACUGACGUCGUAGAGGACAAGAUCUACCGUGGGAAACUGUCUGAAAAUGGAGCCCUGACCAGUUUUGAGGUGGUGAUCCAGUAUGGACUGGCUACACCAGAGGGGCUGGCUGUGGACUGGAUAGCAGGAAACAUCUACUGGGUGGAGAGCAACCUGGACCAGAUAGAGGUAGCCAAACUGGAUGGGACCAUGAGAACCACCCUGCUGGCUGGGGAGGUGGAGCAUCCAAGGGCCAUCGCCCUGGACCCACGAGAUGGUAUUCUAUUUUGGACCGACUGGGAUGCCAGUCUUCCCAGGAUCGAGGCAGCGUCUAUGAGCGGAGAAGGCAGACGCACCAUCCACAGAGAAACAGGCAGCGGUGGCUGGCCCAACGGACUCACUGUUGACUACAUGGAAAGACGCAUUGUCUGGAUUGAUGCCAGGUCAGAUGCUAUCUACUCUGCUAAGUACGACGGUUCUGGACUGAUUGAAGUGUUGCGGGGUCAUGAGUAUUUGUCCCACCCCUUUGCUGUUACCAUGUAUGGAGGCGAGGUGUACUGGACCGACUGGAGGACUAACACUCUGGCCAAAGCCAACAAAUGGACUGGACACAAUGUCACUGUAGUCCAGCGAACCAACACACAGCCCUUUGACUUGCAGGUCUAUCACCCCUCCAGACAGCCCCAGGCUCCUAACCCGUGUGCUACCAGUGACGGUAAAGGCCCUUGCUCCCACCUCUGUCUCAUAAACUUCAACCAGACCUUCUCCUGUGCCUGCCCUCACCUCAUGAAGCUCCAGCCUGACAAACGCACAUGCAAAGAGUCCCGCAAGUUCCUUCUAUAUGCCCGUCAAAUUGAAAUCCGGGGUGUUGACAUCGACAACCCUUACUACAACUACAUCAUCUCCUUCACUGUGCCGGACAUAGACAACGUGACAGUGGUGGACUUUGAUGCCGUGGAGCAUCGCAUCUACUGGUCCGAUGUCCGAACGCAGACAAUCAAGAGAGCUUUCAUUAACGGCACAGGCGUGGAGACUGUUGUGACUGCUGACCUUCCUAAUGCUCACGGGCUUGCAGUAGACUGGGUGUCCAGAAACCUGUUCUGGACCAGCUAUGAUGCCAAUAAGAAGCAGAUCAAUGUGGCCAGACUCGAUGGAUCCUUCAAGAAUGCUGUCAUCCAGGGAUUAGACAAGCCCCACUGUCUUGUGGCGCAUCCACUACUGGGGAAGCUGUACUGGACUGAUGGUGACAACAUAAGCAUGGCUAACAUGGAUGGCGGCAACCUCACUUUACUUUUCACUGAUCAAAAAGGACCAGUUGGCCUCUCUAUUGACUAUGAAAAAGAGCAGCUGUACUGGAUCAGCUCGGGAAACAGCACCAUCAGCCGCUGUCAGCUGGACGGAACUAAACUGGAGAUCCUGGAAGGUGUCAAAGGAAAACUUACCAAGGCAACUGCUCUGGCUAUUAUGGGAGACAAGAUGUGGUGGGCCGACCAGGGAACUGACCAGAUAGGAACAUGUGACAAGGAGGACGGAGGGAACUGGAAGGUUUUGCGAAACAACACCUCGCCUAUGAUGCACAUGAGGAUCUACGAUGAGGACGUACAGAAAGAGGGUAUCAACCUGUGCAGCAACAACAAUGGAGACUGCUCCCAGCUGUGUCUACCCACCUCACCAACCACCAGGGCCUGCAUGUGCACCGCAGGAUACAGCCUGAAGACUGGACAGCAGUCCUGUGAAGGCAUGGGCUCCUUCCUGCUUUACUCCGUUCACGAGGGAAUCCGAGGAAUUCCACUCGACCCGGCAGACAAAUCUGACGCCUUGGUGCCGGUGUCUGGCACCUCUCUGGCCGUCGGCAUCGACUUCCACGCUGAGAAUGACACCAUCUACUGGGUGGACAUGGGCCUGAGCACCAUCAGCAGGGCUAAGAGAGAUCAGACGUGGAGAGAAGAUGUCAUCACCAACGGCAUCGGCAGGGUGGAGGGCAUCACCGUCGACUGGAUAGCAGGGAAUAUUUACUGGACUGACCAGGGCUUUGACGUGAUCGAGGUGGCCCGGCUGAAUGGCUCCUUCCGUUAUGUCGUCAUCUCCCAGGGCCUGGACAAGCCCAGAGCCAUCACUGUUCACCCAGUCAAAGGGUAUCUGUUCUGGACUGAGUGGGGUCAGUACCCUCGGAUUGAGCGCUCCCGGUUGGAUGGCUCUGAGAGGUUGGUCCUGGUCAAUGUGAGCAUCAGUUGGCCCAAUGGGAUCUCCGUCGACUACGAGGGGGGGAUGCUGUAUUGGUGCGAUGCAAGGACAGAUAAGAUUGAGCGUAUCAACCUGGAGACUGGAGAGAACAGGGAGCUGGUGCUUGCCAACAACAACAUGGACAUGUUUGCUGUAUCAGUUUUUGAGGAAUUCAUUUAUUGGAGUGACAGGACUCAUGCUAACGGCUCCAUCAAGAGAGGCAGCAAAGACAACGCUACGGAUGCUGUGCAGCUCAGGACUGGCAUUGGUGUACAGCUGAAAGACAUCAAGGUUUUCAACAGGGCCAGGCAGCAAGGCACCAACGUCUGCAAAGAUAACGGCGGCUGUGAACAGCUGUGUCUUUUCCGUGGCAACGGGCAGCGCACCUGCGCCUGUGCUCACGGCAUGCUGGCAGAGGACAACCGUGGUUGCCGUGACUAUGACGGAUACCUGCUUUACUCGGAGCGUACCAUUCUGAAGAGCAUCCACCUCUCAGAUGAAACGAACCUCAACGCACCAAUAAAGCCGUUUGAGGACCCUGACCACAUGAAGAACGUCAUUGCCCUCAGCUAUGACUAUCAUGGCGGUGGAGGGAAGGGAGCUAACCGCAUUUUCUUCAGCGACAUCCACUUUGGCAACAUCCAGCAGAUCAACGAUGAUGGCACAGACCGCAAGAUUGUUGUGGACAAUGUAGGGUCAGUCGAGGGCCUGGCGUACCACCGUGGUUGGGAUACUCUUUACUGGACCAGUUACACAACCUCCACCAUCACUCGCCACACUGUGGACCAGAGCCGCUCUGUGGCCUAUAACCGCAACACUGUGGUCACCAUGUCUGGAGAAGACCACCCCAGAGCCUUUGUGCUGGACGAGUGUCAGGAUCUCAUGUUCUGGACCAACUGGAAUGAGCAGGCUCCAAGCAUCAUGAGGGCCUCUCUGAAUGGCGCCAAUGUGCUAGCCAUCAUCGGCUCCGACAUUAAAACUCCCAAUGGCCUGGCCAUAGAUCACCGUGCUGAGAAACUUUACUUCUCUGACGCCACACUGGACAAGAUUGAACGCUGCGAAUAUGAUGGAAGCAGCCGUUACGUCUUGUUGAAGAAUGAGCCUGUUCAUCCAUUUGGCUUGGCUGUGUAUGGAGACUACAUCUUCUGGACUGACUGGGUGAGGAGGGCCGUCCUCAGAGCUGACAAAUACACAGGAGGAGACAUGAAACUGCUGCGUGCUGACAUCCCUCAGCAGCCAAUGGGGAUCGUUGCUGUGGCUAAUGACUCCAACAGCUGUGAGUUUUCCCCUUGCCGAUCAAAUAACGGAGGUUGCCAAGAUCUAUGUCUUCCCACAUCUGAUGGACGGGUCAACUGUAGUUGCCGUGGAGACAGAACACUCCUGGAUGACAACACCUGCUCUGCUCUGAACGUGUCGUGUGGAAGUGUGGAUGACUUUGAGUGUGGAAACGGCGACUGCAUCAACUACAGCCUGACCUGCGAUGGCAUGGCUCACUGCAAGGACAAGUCUGAUGAGAAGCAGUCCUACUGUGCCAAUCGACUCUGUAAGAAAGGCUACAGACGCUGCAUUAAUGGCCGCUGCAUAGGCCACCAGUUCUGGUGUGACGGCACAGACGACUGUGGUGACCACUCGGAUGAACUACCCUGCAACAUGACCCUGUGCAAAGUAGGAGAGUUCCAGUGCAAAGAUGGAAGCUGUAUCUCCAACUUCAGUCGUUGUGACCAGGUGGUCAACUGUGAGGAUGCUAGUGAUGAAAUUAACUGCCACCAAACUGAUUGCGCCCGUUUCUUCCGCCUGGGAGUGAAAGGAGAGUCUUUCCAGAGCUGUGAUAAAACCACUCUGUGUUAUCUGUCCUCAUGGGUCUGUGACGGCAACAACGACUGUGGAGACUUUUCAGACGAGAGAAACUGUCCAGAUAAAAAGAAACUCAAAUGUCCAGUCAACUUCUUUGCGUGUCCCAGUGGUCGCUGCAUUCCUAUGAGCUGGACCUGUGAUAAAGAGAAUGACUGUGAGAACGGAGCUGAUGAGACGCACUGUGACAAGUUUUGUACAUCCACCCAGUUUGAAUGUGGGAACCACCGCUGCAUUUCCAGCCACUGGGUGUGUGACGGCGCCGAUGACUGUGGUGAUGGUUCAGAUGAGGACCAGAAAUGCAAAUCCAAGACUUGCAGUCCUGAAGCCUUCCAGUGUCCCGGCUCCCACAUGUGUGUGCCUCAGCGCUGGAAGUGUGAUGGAGACAAAGACUGUCUUGAUGGAGCUGAUGAGAGUGUCAAGGCUGGCUGCAUGUACACCAACAGCACGUGUGAUGAUAACGAGUUCAUGUGCCAGGACAGAGAGUGUAUCCCCAAGCACUUUGUGUGUGAUCACGACAUUGACUGCUCCGAUGGCUCUGAUGAAUCCCCAGAGUGUGAAUACCCAACAUGUGGUCCAGAAGAGUUCCGCUGUGCCAACGGCCGCUGCCUCAACCAGAAGAAAUGGGAGUGUGACGGAGAGUUUGACUGUCAGGACGGCUCUGAUGAAGCUCCCAAGAACCCACGCUGCACUGACUCAGAGAGGACGUGUAAUGAGUCAGCCUUCAUGUGCCGCAAUGGGAAGUGUUUGAAUGAGACUCUGCUGUGUGAUCGCAACGAUGACUGCGGAGACGGCUCUGAUGAGCUCAACUGCUUCAUCAACGAGUGUCUCAACAGCAAGCUCAGUGGCUGCUCGCAGCUCUGUGAUGACCUCAAGAUUGGCUAUAAGUGCAGGUGUCAUGCUGGUUUCCAGCUUAAGCGGGACGGCAAGUCGUGUGUGGACAUAGACGAAUGCACAACCACCUACCCCUGUUCCCAGCGCUGCAUCAACACACACGGCAGCUUCCACUGUCUCUGCGUAGAUGGCUUUGAACUCAGCCCCAAUGACCCCACCAUCUGCAAGUCCACAUCGGAGGAAGAGCCCUACUUGAUCUUUGCUAACCGCUACUACCUGAGAAAACUCAAUCUGGAUGGGUCCAACUACACUCUUAUAAAACAGGGUCUGAAUAAUGCAGUGGCACUGGACUUCCACUAUGCAGAGAAUAUGAUCUACUGGACAGAUGUCACCACUCAGGGCAGCAUGAUUCGACGCAUGCUUAUGAAUGGCAGCAACAUAGAGGUGUUGCACCGGACCUCUCUGAGUAACCCGGAUGGCUUGGCAGUGGAUUGGGUUGGCGGGAACCUGUACUGGUGUGACAAAGGCCGGGACACUAUUGAGGUUUCGAAACUCAAUGGCGCCUACCGGACUGUGUUGGUCAACAUUGGCCUGAAGGAACCUCGCGCUGUGGCUGUGGAUGUUCGCUAUGGGUACCUGUAUUGGUCGGACUGGGGAGAUAACCCUCACAUUGGACGAAUCGGGAUGGACGGCACCAACAGAAGCGUCAUCGUAGAGGAUAAGAUCACGUGGCCCAAUGGGCUCACCCUGGACUUCAUCAAUGACCGUAUAUACUGGGCCGAUGCCAGGGAGGACUACAUUGAGUUUGCCAGCCUGGACGGCACUAACAGACACACAGUCCUCAGCCAAGACAUCCCCCACAUCUUUGCCAUGACUCUGUUUGAGGAGCACAUCUAUUGGACCGACUGGGAGACAAAGUCCAUCAACAGAGCUCAUAAGUCUCUGGGUACCAACAAGACCACCCUGAUCAGCACCCUGCACCGGCCCAUGGACAUCCACAUCUACCAUCCGUACCGCCAGCCUGAGGUUUUAAACCACCCUUGCCAGACGAACAAUGGCGGCUGCAGUAACCUCUGCCUCCUCUCUCCUGGAGGAGGGUACAAGUGUGCCUGUCCCACCAACUUCUACCUGGCCAGUGAUCAGCGCGCAUGCAUGUCCAACUGCACCGCCAGCCAGUUCGUGUGCAAGAAUGACAAGUGCAUUCCUUUCUGGUGGAAAUGUGACACGGAGGACGAUUGCGGUGAUCGGUCGGAUGAGCCAGCAGACUGCCCGGAGUUCAAAUGCAGGCCGGGGCAGUUUCAGUGUGGCACCGGCAUCUGCACCAACCCUGCCUACAUCUGCGAUGGAGACAACGACUGCCAGGACAGCUCGGAUGAGGCCAACUGCGAUAUUCACGUUUGCCUGCCCAGCCAGUUCAAGUGUUCCCAUCCAAGCCGCUGCAUUCCAGGCAUUUUCCGCUGUAACGGUCAGGACAACUGUGGAGAAGGAGAGGAUGAGAAAGACUGCCCCGAGGUCACCUGCGCUCCCACCCAGUUCCAGUGUGCCAUCACCAAGCGCUGCAUUCCUCGUGUCUGGGUGUGCGACCGCGACAAUGAUUGUGUGGACGGAUCUGAUGAGCCCGCCAACUGCACCCAGAUGACUUGUGGUGUGGACGAGUUCCGAUGCAAAGACUCCGGGCGAUGCAUCCCUGCUCGCUGGAAAUGUGACGGCGAGGACGACUGCGGCGAUGCUUCAGAUGAACCAAAAGAGGAGUGUGCUGAAAGGACAUGCGAGCCGUACCAGUUCAGAUGUAAGAACAACCGCUGUGUGCCGGGCCGCUGGCAGUGUGACUACGACAACGACUGUGGGGACAACUCGGAUGAAGACAAGUGCAUGCCUCGACAAUGUUCAGAAAGCGAGUUUGCCUGCACGAACGGCCGCUGUAUUGCUGGGAGGUGGAAGUGUGACGGAGACCAUGACUGUGCUGAUGGAUCUGAUGAGAAUGGCUGUGAUCUGAAGUGUGACAACGACCAGUUCCAGUGUAAAAACGGUCACUGUAUCUCCAUCCGCUGGCGAUGUGACGCCGACCCCGACUGCAUUGACGGCAGCGAUGAGGAAAAUUGUGGCAGUGGUGCUGGGCGUCACUGCCCUCUGGAUGAGCUCCAGUGUAACAACACGCUGUGUAAACCCCUCGCAUGGAAGUGUGACGGUGAAGACGACUGUGGGGACAACUCUGACGAGAAUCCUGAAGAGUGCAGGAGGUUCCAGUGUCCUCCCACCAGAGCUUUCCGCUGCCAAAAUGACCGUGUAUGUCUGCAAGUGUCAAAGAGGUGUGACGGUGUCAACAACUGUGGCGACAACUCGGAUGAACUCAACUGCCAGACCACUCCAGCUGUUCCCACAUGUGAGAAGGACGAGUUCCUGUGUGCUAACGGCAGAUGCAUCAGCUCCACUCUGCGCUGUAACAUCUUUAACGACUGUGAGGACUAUGGCUCUGAUGAGAUCAACUGCAAGACAGACACCAAACUGAAUGACUGCAGGAGUAACAGAACUCAGUGUGGAGAUGGAGACGAGGCCCACUGUGUCACCAACGGCACGGACGCUUUCUGCUCCUGCAAACCAGGCUUCCAGAAGACGGGACACCACACCUGUGGAGACAAGAAUGAGUGUCUGCAGUUCGGAGUGUGUUCCCACGUCUGCAACAACACCAAAGGCUCCUACAAAUGCAGCUGCCACAAGUACUUCACCAGAAUCAAUGACACCUGCAAGGCUGACAGCAUGAACAGCAGUCGACAGAUUCUCUACAUCGCCGACGACAAUGAGAUCCGCAGCCUGGACCCCGGCAUGCCCAACUGGCGCUACGAACAGACCUUCCAGGGCGACGCCAGCGUGCGUAUCGAUGCGAUGGAUCUGCACAUCAAGACCAACCGCAUCUUCUGGACCAACUGGCACACGGGCCGCAUCUCCUCCUACGAACUUCCAGGACCUUCCACAUAUUCGACCUCUAGUGAGGGCAGGAUCACCAACCUGCAGAUCAAAGAGCUGAAGAUGCCUCGUGGGAUAGCGGUGGACUGGGUGGCCGGUAACCUGUACUGGACCGACUCGGGUCGAGAUGUGAUCGAAGUGGCUCAGAUGUCCGGCCAGCACUGCAAGACCCUCGUAUCUGGCAUGAUAGACGAGCCUUAUGCCAUCGUAGUGGAUCCACAGAGAGGAACCAUGUAUUGGGCAGACUGGGGCAACCACCCUAAAAUUGAGACAGCUGCUAUGGACGGCACUCUGAGACAGACUCUAGUCCAUGAGAACAUCCAGUGGCCAACAGGUUUGGCUGUGGACUACUUCAACGAGCGUCUUUACUGGGCAGAUGCUAAACUCUCAGUGAUCGGCAGUGUGCGUCUGGAUGGCUCUGAUCCUGUCGUUUCUGUCUCUGGAAUCAAAAACAACCUGCUUCAUCCAUUCAGCAUAGACAUCUUUGAGGACUACAUAUAUGGCGUCACAUAUAUCAAUAACAUUGUCUUCCGGGUCAACAAGUUUGGCAAAGGCCCCAUGGAAAAUCUCACCACAGGCAUCAACCAUGCUACUGACAUCGUCCUCUAUCAUCGUUAUAAGCAGCCAGAGGUGACGAACCCCUGCGACAGGAAGAAGUGUGAGUGGCUGUGUCUGCUCAGCCCCAGUGGGCCGGUGUGUACCUGCCCCAACAACUACGUGGCCGACAACGGCACUUGUGUGGAGAGACAGAAACCCACCACGUCCCCAUUCACCCCCCCCUCAGGGCCCUGCGACCUGCAGUGUCAGAACGGUGGAAGCUGCUUCCUAAACUCCCGCCAGGUGGCCAAGUGUCGCUGCCUGUCCAGCUACACCGGAGAGAGAUGUGAGAUCAACCAGUGCAGGGACUACUGCAAGAAUGGAGGCACAUGCACCGCUUCUCAUACAGGUGCCCCGACCUGCAGAUGCCCGAAGGGUUUCACAGGGCCAACCUGCAACCGUCAGACCUGUCAGGACUACUGCCUGAGUGGAGGAAACUGCUCCGUCAACAUGGGCAACCAGCCCACCUGCAGCUGCCCCCCCGAGUACCAGGGGGACCAGUGCCAGUACACUAACUGUGAAGGGUUCUGUCACAACGCUGGAACCUGCUUACAGACCGCCAACUUCACUAAAAUCUGCACGUGCCCCUCACAGUUCAUCGGACACCUGUGUGAGCUGGCCAAAUGUUCCUUCUGUGGAAAGGGCAAGUGUCUGACGUCAGCCUCAGGCGAGGUGUCCUGCAGCUGUCCCAACGGUCAGACCCAACCCAGCUGCUUUUCCUGUUUGGACUAUUGCUUAAAUGGACAAUGUUCAGUGGACACCCGCACACUGCUGCCUCAGUGCAAGUGUCCUGAGGGAUGGACGGGGUACCAAUGUGAAAUUGCAGCACCUUCUGUGGAUUCUGCUACUUCCAGUGGAAGUUCUGCCUCCGUGGUGAUCCCAGUGCUCCUGCUGCUGUUACUGGCCCUGCUGGUUGUUGGUGCCAUCUUGUGGUACAAGCGGAGAAUGCGCGGUGCAAAGGGCUUCCAGCACCACCGAAUGACAAAUGGAGCCAUGAAUGUUGAGAUUGGGAACCCUGCCUAUAAGAUCUAUGAAGGAGACCCCGACGAUGACGCUGGGGAGCUCCUGGAUUCAGACUUUGCUUUGGACCCAGACAAGCCCACCAACUUCACCAACCCAGUGUAUGCCACCCUGUACAUGGGCGCCCAGCACAGCCGCAACUCUCUGGCCAGCACGGACGAAAAGAAGGAGCUGCUCUCCGCGGGCGACGAGGACAUGAGUGACCCGCUGGCGUAGAGCUCGGACUGAACUCUGCCAACCCAGCGCUGAGCCCACGAGCUCUCUCAUCUUAUGCCUUUACCAACUGAAAAGAAAAGCAACAAAAAAAGCGAGAACACUGUAUAAAAUGUAUAAAAUGAAGGACUACUUUUUUAAGUGAUUGCAGUAUUAUAUUUUGUUCUUUGACAAAAAAAACCCUCUGGUGACGAAAAGGAACCAUUUUAUAGACAUUUAUUCAGUUCUUCUCUUUAAUUUUUGCUCACCUCCUCCUCACAACUCUCCCUCCCCUCUCACGCAUAUAGCCACUACCUCUGUGCAAAUGUAAAAGAUAGAGAGAUACAAACGGCAGUGGAACAAUUUUUAUUUUUUAUUUUUGUAUGAAUUCUAUAGGGGAGGAGGACAAAAAAGAAUAUUGUUCCAUCCUAGAAAACGUUGCCAAGUCUUUGUUGUUCCUGAAAGAGAAAAAGGGUCAGUGCUCACUAAAAAUGCUUCCUGGUGUGGCUCUGUCUUUCACGUCAUGUGUACUAUGGGAUGUGCUGCUGGAGGUCUGGAGGAGUUCACAUGGAGCACGCAGAAUCCAAGAUGGCGUCUGUUGUGUUGUCUCGAAGAACUACAUUCAAGUGAUUGUCUUUGACCUCCUUGCACAGACUGAAGUUAUACAUAUAUAUAUAUAUAUUUGCAUAUAUAUAAACCUAUUAACAAAGUGUCUUGAAAAUAUACCCAGGAAUACAAACAUCAGUAACAAAUAGCAGUCCGUACUUUUAAACUUUUUUUUCGUAUAAGCGGCAUACUUUUUGUCAGCAAUGAAUGAGUCAAUGGCAGUGUGCUGGAUGAAGAUGAUUGUAACAAAGUCCACAUUCCAGGAGGAAGAGUCUGGGAUGGAUAUCCGUGGCCUUGGUUUACUGCAGGACACUCUGGAGACGGAUUUAGCUCUGAAACUGUUAAAGGUCUUUUUUUUCUUUUUAGAGUGACGGUAAGCUUCUGUGAAUUUCCGGUCAUCACUGAAAAACACCCUGCGAUGAUCAACUAGCUGAGGAUGGUUGCAUUUGGCUUUUGUUCCUUGUCUUUUGAUUGUAAAUGUAAUUUCAGGAAAGUGCGGGGAGGCAGUUUGAUGGUAUGUACUUCUGUGCGAGAUUGAGUUUUUUUUUGUCUUUUUAAAUUGUAGGCCUAUGUAAUUACAUGGACGUGUAAUUUAGGUUAAUGCUCAUUGUUAAGUGCAUUCCCAGGAAGGGGACGAGCUUCCUGAUAAGCAUUCCUUUGUUAAUUCCUUUGCCUUGCUGCUAACGCUAACCCUCUGUCUGUCAGUCAAACUGGUUUUUAGUCUUAAAGUGUUGCUCUCUCUGUCUCACUGCUCACCACGAUGCUUUUAACUGAGCUUAUCAGCCAUACCUGUCAUAUCACUCUGCAUGGUGCUCACACACACACACACACACCCACACACCCAUCCUGUAGGAAACUAGCUUUGCCCCUCACUUGUCAAAAGUAUUCAUCACAUUUGAUUUCUUUGCAUCCUGCUCUGUUAGAUUUUCACAUGUAAAUUAGAACAAUCAUUUUUCAGUUGGAGAAUUUCUUUUGGUGGAAAAAACCCACAUGGAUAUUUGUGGUUCUGAUUGUUUUGUUAUGAUUUUAUUUCUUUUUGAUAUAAGAAAUUAAAUGGAUUUUUAUAGUAGAAAGGUA
Trematomus bernacchii (emerald rockcod) is the source of this 15798-nucleotide messenger RNA. It is a transcript of the gene lrp1ab, whose product is annotated as low density lipoprotein receptor-related protein 1Ab. Bases 523 to 14139 code for a protein of 4538 amino acids. The record is from RefSeq and is a predicted model, not a curated record. Gene Ontology annotation, molecular function: calcium ion binding; protein binding. The transcript is spliced from 89 exons. Lineage: Eukaryota; Metazoa; Chordata; Actinopteri; Perciformes; Nototheniidae.